This is a messenger RNA of Columba livia (rock pigeon), 740 nucleotides long. It is a transcript of the gene RPL14, whose product is annotated as ribosomal protein L14. Gene Ontology annotation, cellular component: cytosolic large ribosomal subunit; ribosome. The transcript is spliced from 6 exons. The coding region runs from base 110 to 622 and encodes 170 amino acids. The record is from RefSeq and is a predicted model, not a curated record. Gene Ontology annotation, molecular function: structural constituent of ribosome; RNA binding. Lineage: Eukaryota; Metazoa; Chordata; Aves; Columbiformes; Columbidae. Gene Ontology annotation, biological process: ribosomal large subunit biogenesis; translation.
CGCCAGGCGGCGCGAGGGGCCCGCCCCUGCCCAUGCGCAGUGGCGGCCCGGAGGCGGUUUCCGGCCGGCGGGGGAGCCGCCCCUCCCUUUCUGCUCGCGGGCGGCCAUCAUGGUGUUCAAACGCUUCGUCGAGAUUGGCAGAGUCGCCUUCAUUUCCUUCGGGCCACACGCCGGCAAGCUGGUGGCCAUCGUGGAUGUUAUUGACCAAAACAGGGCACUAGUUGAUGGCCCCUGCAGUGGUGUCAGAAGGCAGGCUAUGCCCUUCAAGUGCAUGCAGCUGACUGACUUUGUCCUCAAGUUCCCUCACAGUGCCCGUCAGAAGUUUGUGCGACGUGCCUGGGAGAAGGAAAAUAUAAAUGAAAAAUGGGCAGGAACAAGAUGGGCGAAGAAGAUCGAAGCCCGAGAAAAGAAAGCCAAAAUGACUGACUUUGAUCGCUACAAGGUUAUGAAAGCAAAGAAAAUGAGAAACAGGAUGAUCAAGCAUGAAAUGAAGAAGCUCCAGAGGCUGGCUUCUAAAAAAGGCAAGAAGCCAGAGAAGUCCGAGAAGCCGGAGAAGCCAGCAAAGCCAGCAAAGGCACAGAAGCCAGAGAAGGUGCAGAAGGCACAGAAGGCGCAGAAAUAAAAUUAACUUCUAGUUAUGUAUGACACUGUGUCCAUGUUCUGAUUCUUUAAAAUGAACAUAUGGUUAAACAUCUGAUUUAAAUUGUAAUCAUAAGUUCACUUUUACAUCUGACGAUGAA